AGUUGCAGCAGCCCAGCAACCACCAAGAAGUCCAGAUAGGAUCGAUGGCAACAAACAAACAAACCAACCUCCAUCCCGUCACUCACCAGCAGAGCAAGCAAGACCUGAACUGAAAAGUGGACGACAACUGGAACUGAGGCAAGGCCAAGGACGGGAACAUUGCCAGCACUCGAUUGGACAAGAGGCGCCAGCUUCCCCACUUUUAGACGACUUUGCUCGACUUUUCCCUCACUUUUUGGCACCGAGCAAAUCACGUGGUCUUGCUGGGAGCUCCGCAGCUUCUAACCGAAGCUCGUCGAGAGAUUUUCGAACCCGUUUCUUUCCUUUUCAAAGCAGCCAUCUUUUCCUCUGCCACAUCCACCAUCGUCGCGCUUAAUCAUCGUCAAGAUGUUCAAGAGCGGCAUUUCCGCCUUCGCCCGGACUGCCCGUCCCUCCUUUGCGGCGGCGUCCCGUCGCGCCGUCCGCCCGGCUGCCCUCAACCUCCGUGCCCCUGCCCUCAGCAGAUUCGCCAGCUCCGCCGGUGUUGGUGAUGGCAAGAUCUACCAGGUCAUUGGUGCCGUCGUCGAUGUCAAGUUCGAUACCGACAAGCUCCCUCCCAUUCUCAACGCCCUUGAGACCCAGAACAAUGGCCAGAAGCUCGUCCUCGAGGUCUCGCAACAUCUCGGCGAGAACGUCGUGAGAUGCAUUGCCAUGGACGGUACUGAGGGUCUCGUUCGUGGUGCCAAGGCCUCCGACACUGGUGCUCCCAUCACCAUCCCUGUCGGCCCUGCCACCCUUGGCCGUAUCAUCAACGUCACUGGUGACCCCAUCGACGAGCGCGGUCCCAUCAAGACCGACAAGUUCCGCCCUAUCCACGCCGAGGCUCCCGAGUUCGUUGAGCAGUCCACCACUGCCGAGAUUCUCGUCACUGGUAUCAAGGUCGUCGAUCUCCUCGCCCCCUACGCUCGUGGUGGAAAGAUUGGUCUCUUCGGUGGUGCUGGUGUCGGCAAGACCGUCUUCAUUCAGGAGCUCAUCAACAACAUCGCCAAGGCUCACGGUGGUUACUCCGUCUUCACCGGUGUCGGUGAGCGUACCCGUGAGGGUAACGAUCUGUACCACGAAAUGCAGGAGACCUCCGUCAUUCAGCUCGAUGGUGACUCCAAGGUCGCUCUUGUCUUCGGUCAGAUGAACGAGCCCCCCGGAGCUCGUGCCCGUGUCGCCCUUACUGGUCUUACCAUUGCCGAGUACUUCCGUGAUGAGGAGGGUCAGGAUGUGUUGCUCUUCAUUGACAACAUUUUCCGUUUCACCCAGGCCGGUUCUGAGGUGUCCGCUCUUCUCGGUCGUAUUCCCUCUGCCGUCGGUUACCAGCCCACUCUCGCCGUCGACAUGGGUCAGAUGCAGGAGCGUAUUACCACCACCACCAAGGGUUCCAUUACCUCCGUCCAGGCCGUCUACGUCCCCGCUGACGAUUUGACUGAUCCUGCCCCCGCCACCACUUUCGCCCAUCUUGACGCCACCACUGUCUUGUCCCGUGGUAUCUCUGAGUUGGGUAUCUACCCCGCUGUCGAUCCCCUUGACUCCAAGUCCCGUAUGCUCGACCCCCGUAUUGUCGGCCAGGAGCACUACGAGACCGCCACCCGCGUCCAGCAGAUCCUCCAGGAGUACAAGUCCCUCCAGGAUAUCAUUGCCAUUCUUGGUAUGGACGAACUUUCCGAGGCCGACAAGCUCACCGUCGAGCGUGCCCGUAAGAUCCAGCGUUUCCUCAGCCAGCCUUUCACUGUCGCUCAGGUCUUCACUGGUAUCGAGGGUAAGCUCGUUGACCUUAAGGACACCAUUGCCUCCUUCAAGGCUAUUCUCGCUGGUGAGGGUGAUGACCUCCCCGAGGGUGCCUUCUACAUGGUUGGCGACUUCGCCUCUGCUCGCGCCAAGGGUGAGAAGAUUCUUGCUGAGCUUGAGGGCCAGGCUUAAGCGAUUAAUGCGGGAGUUCAAAAUCGGGACGGAAACGAUGGCCUGUGUAUAGAGUAAAGAAAGGGUUUUUCGGGACGUUCCUCCUAUGAGCUGUGUAUCAAAUGAAGUUCCUUUUUUUUUCUCUAUAUACCUUGCCUGUUUUUGUGCGCGAUGAAAAGCUCUUGUCUGGUUAAUGAAUACGAUGUGAAUGAACUCAGCCUAUGUGCUCUCUGAAUGUGAUGUGAUAUGUUGAACAUGAACGAGUUGUCCUUGGCUGCUACUGAAGUGACUGUAGUACAGACUAGGUAGAGAUAGAUGUAUCUCUAGGAGCUCCCAAUAGCUUCGGUCUUGGGAGCUUAAUCAACUGAGGUGGAUUAUUUAAUUGUUGUAACGAGUGAGGUAUUUGUUUAUACUUGCUUCAAUAUGUCUAUAAGUUGGUAAUUCGGUAAAUCGGAGACUGGGAUGAGUGAGGCGUUUUGAGUAUUAAGACAACCUACUUUCUCGCAAGUCCUCUCUAUCUUUCUCUUCCCCUUACAUCCUCCACUACUUAG
Neurospora crassa OR74A is the source of this 2477-nucleotide messenger RNA. It is a transcript of the gene atp-2, whose product is annotated as ATP synthase beta subunit. Gene Ontology annotation, molecular function: ATP hydrolysis activity; proton-transporting ATP synthase activity, rotational mechanism; ATP binding. Gene Ontology annotation, biological process: proton motive force-driven mitochondrial ATP synthesis; proton transmembrane transport. The transcript has 9 exons. NCBI's taxonomy places the organism in Eukaryota, Fungi, Ascomycota, Sordariomycetes, Sordariales, Sordariaceae. The record is from RefSeq and is a predicted model, not a curated record. The coding region runs from base 388 to 1947 and encodes 519 amino acids.